GCUCUGGCAGGUGCUCCCUCCCAACCGCACUGAGGCGCUUGGCCCCAGGGCCAUCAGUCGAUUAGGGGCGCUCUCCUGGAUAGCUGCACCAGCCUCCUCUGGGCUCUUCCACGCACUCCUCCAGGCUCCCUUUCCUGGUUCCUCCCUCCUUCCCAUCCUCUCCCCCGGUUGUCCCGAACUUCCUCCCUCCAGAGACAAACUUUGCCGCCUCCUCUCAACACAGUGGCAGAAAGUUGCGAGCGCCGCAGAGCAGCUAAGCGGUACCUGUGCCGGCGCCGACUUCCCCGGUCGCAGGUUCGGUGUACGGGCGUCCUGAACCCCGACACCUUACUUGCCACCGAAGGUUGCGAGGGAAUCGUGGGCCUGGGAGGAGACAGAGUGUUAGGCAGAGAGCGAGAGUCCCUGCGAGACUGCCUAGGCUGUGCUCCUCUCAUGGAAUAACUCGGUAUCUCCGAGGCCCUAGGACGGGUCUCAGGGGAAGAGGGCGGCCCUGCGCUGAGAGAGUAGCAAGGGAGGGGGCCGGGAAGAGGCGGGAGGGUCAGAAUCCAGAGGUAAGAAGUCAGAAGACAGAGUUCAGAUCUUUUACCUUAAACCCUUGACCUCCCCCCUUCCCCGCCCCUUCCCUGCCUUUUUCUUCGGAACGAGGAGCGAAAGGACUCAGAGGGAAGCGAGAGUGCGCACUGCACUCUGUGCCCCAAGAUGUUUGCGCCCCGUCAUGGCCAUGGUGCCCUGGCUGUCUUGGCUUUCCGCUUCCUGAUCACCCUGCUCUGGACUCCAGGUCUUGCCAAUAAAGAGACCAUGAUGAAGCCAGAACUGAGCAUUCUUGGAGAUCAAGUGGUGAUCCAGGCUGGUGGAACAUUUGACAUCACCUGCAGGGCGCUGGCUGCCGUUACCUGGACUUGGGGCACUGGGUCUGCAGGAAGUCGGGCCCGCAUCUUGGAGCACCCCUGCUCUGAUAACCCCCUUGUCACUUGCAGCCGGCUCACUAUCUUCCACACAGAAGCUGGUGACACGGGCUACUUUACCUGUAGCUACAAGGACAUUGCUGACAUUGAGGAUCCUAAUGACAAGGCCAGUGUGUACGUGUAUGUCAAAGAUGACAACCAGACCUUUGUGGAGACCUACUACGAAAUGCCACUGGUGAUCACUGUGUUUACUGACACCCAAGAGGUGGUUGUGCCAUGCCGAGUCACUUCUCCUGAUGUCAGUGUCAAGCUUCAGUUGUUCCACCCCACCACAUUCACCUACGUGAACCAAAAGUGGGAUCCCCGGAGAGGCUUCAUCGUGACCCGACCCUCCUACCACUUCUACAGCAGCAUCCUGCAGUGCGUCGCCGAAGUGAAUGGGAAGACACACAAGUCAUUCUAUCUCCCACAGCGUCUAGAAACCAAGAGAAAAAAUAUCUCCAUCAAAUACAACCACCAGAGACUUCUAGUGGGGGACACCCUUUUGCUACAAUGUGAUGCAGAGACCACGUACAACGGACGAAUCAAUCUGAACUGGGUGUUCAACCGGCAAAAUUCCAAGACAAUACCCAGGUGUUGUGAAAUUAAAAAAAACUUGGACCAAAGGUCCUCUGUGUACAAGAGCUAUAGUAACUUGACCAUCUGGAAUGUAACUAUGGAAGACAAGGGUGUGUACAUUUGCAGGGAAGAAGACAACACUGCCCUGCAAACCAACGUCACCAUCACAGUGUACAAGAAACCAUUCCUCAAUGUGAGCUACAAGAGAAGCCGCGUUUAUGAAGUGACAGCUGGACAAAGCGUGCUCAAAAUGGGAGUGAGGGUGGAUGCUUUCCCUCGCCCCAAUGUGACCUGGUACAAAGAUGGCAGACCACUCCCAUCAAACCAUACCUUUCAGCCCGACCCCCUUAGGUACAAACUCACAAUCCUGGAAGUGAACGUCAAGCAUGCUGGCAACUACACCUUUGCUCUGAGCAACACCAAGCACGGGCUCUACAGAAACCUCACCAUACAACUGAUUGUCAAUGAAAAACCUAAGAUCUAUGAAAAGGAUACAGAUUUGAAGAACAUCCAGCCGAUACUCCUCGGCAGUGAGAACACCCUUCGCUGUACAGCAAGUGGCCUGCCCGUGCCAUUCUUCAUGUGGGCCUGGGAACCCUGCAGCCUAAAAGACGAGCUGUGUAUGGAACGAGGCAAGCGGAUCCAUCUUUCCAAUGAGACUCUGCAAAGCGAUCUGCCUGUAGGCAACAGGAUCCUGUCCAUUGAGGAGAUGACAGUGACAAAUGGAGAAAAGACAAAGACUCUGGGCAUCCUGAAGAUACUGACCAGCAACAUUUCGGGUAUAUACUACUGCAGGGCUAUAAACAAGGCUGGCAUUGAUGAGAGAAGAAUGCAGUUCUAUGUCUCAGAUGUGGCUGGCUUCAUGGAGGCACAACCCCUGGUCUCUGUGAUUGAGGGCUAUGAUGCCCGGCUCAAAUGCAAGGCAGCGAAAUAUAUCUACACUCACCUCGCUUGGUUCAACCCCCUUGGAGAGAAGAUUCCUGUCAUGUACACGGAAAGCUUAAAAAAUAACUACUCCAUCUCACUGACGCUGGUGAUUAAGAAUGUGACCCAGAAGGACCAAGGGCAGUACCAGUGCAAAGCUUGGACCCAGAGGAACAUCACCAAGAUGAUGCAACACACCACUCAGCUCUUAAUUAGAGAAAGAGUUGCUCCGUUCAUUAUUGAGAAUCUUACCAAUAUUGAGGUCAACAUCAGCGGCAAGAUUUUCCUGAAUUGCAAUGUGAGUGGAACACCCUGGCCUAACAUCCAGUGGUUGAAAGACGGAGUUCCUAUUCUCGCGGCCUCAGGAAUCUCCUUUGACAACAACAGCCUUAUUAUUGAGCGAGCCAAAAAAGAAGAUGAGGGCGUGUAUCAGUGCAAAGCGACCAAUGAAUUGGGGGAAGUCAGCACCACAGGUCUUAUCACUGUGGAAGGCUCUGAAGACAAAUCCAAUAUUGAAGUCAUCAUUCUUGUUUGCACUGGCCUUGCAGCUACCCUUUUCUGGCUUCUUCUAACCCUGGUUAUUAGGAAACUCCGAAAGCCCAACGUGUCGGAAAUCAAAACAGGCUACCUGUCCAUCAUCAUGGAUCCCGAAGAGAUGCCCCUUGAUGAACAGUGUGAUAGGCUUCCUUAUGACGCCAGCAAAUGGGAAUUCCCUAGGGAACGGCUGCAGUUAGGCAAAAUCCUCGGUCACGGUGCCUUUGGUAAAGUGGUGGAGGCCUGUGCCUUUGGCAUCGACAGAGCUUCAACUUGCAAAACCGUGGCAGUGAAAAUGCUGAAAGAUUGUGCCACUUCCAGUGAGUUUAAGGCUUUGAUGUCGGAACUGAAGAUCCUCAUUCACAUUGGUCACCACCUCAAUGUCGUGAACUUGCUGGGUGCCUGCACCAAACCUGGAGGUCCUCUGAUGGUCAUUGUGGAAUUCUGCAAGUACGGGAAUCUGGCCGACUUUCUGAGAGGGAAGAGAGGCGAUUUUAUUGCUUCCAAGGUCCCGCUCAGUAUGGAUAGAAAGAUGAAGCCCUUUCAUGAUUCUGACUGCAAGUCCUCCCAGCUGGUCAAGCCACGUCUGGAGAGCGUGGCUAGCACAGGAAGUUCCACCAGCUCUGGCUUCAUUGAGGACAAGAGCUACAGCGAAUCCGAUGACGAGGAAGAAAGUAACCGCCACCUUCUGGGGGCCACGAUGGCCCACCGAGUAGAUUCGAAGAACCUCUAUAAGCACACCCUCACCUUGGAGGACCUGAUCUGCUACAGCUUCCAAGUGGCCAAGGGCAUGGAGUUCCUCGCUUCCAGAAAAUGUAUUCAUCGGGACCUGGCUGCUCGGAACAUCCUUCUAACUGAUAACAACAUUGUGAAGAUCUGUGACUUUGGUUUGGCCAGAGACAUCUACAAAGACCCUGACUAUGUCUGGAAAGGAGAUGCAAGACUCCCGCUUAAGUGGAUGGCACCCGAAGCCAUUUUUGACAAGGUUUAUACUAUCCAGAGCGAUGUGUGGUCCUUUGGCGUCUUGCUGUGGGAAAUAUUCUCUCUGGGCGCCUCGCCCUACCCAGGAGUGCAAAUAGACGAGGAAUUCUGCCGCCAGCUGAAGGCGGGCACACGGAUGAGAGCUCCUGAUUAUUCCACUCCUGAAAUCUACCAGACUAUGCUUGACUGUUGGCACAGUGAGUGCACUCAGAGACCCAACUUCUCUGACCUUGUCGGGCGUCUUGGAGAUCUCCUUCAGGCCAACGUUCAGCAGGAUGGCAAAGACUACAUACCUCUGAAUGGCGCCGGCGGGCCACCUACAUUCAUGAGCCUGGAUCCUGUAGAGGAGACCAUAAGCAAUAACAUCACCAUAGACGCCAGCCUGAGUUCUGUCAUGAAGAACAAGGAGUCCUUUCCAAGGGGGAAUGACAUGGAGCUUGUGAAAUAUCAUUCGGGCCUUGACGUUGAAGAGGAAGACCAGAUGAAAGAGACGUCUCUCCUGCCACUGGAUUCUACCCUCGAAUGCCACAGCCCGCCGCCCGACUACAACUCUGUGGUCCACUACAGCACUGUGCGCAUAUAACCUAGCCUCAGUGCCCCUUGCCACCCCUUUCAAACCACUCCCUCUUUUGCCUCAGAAAUCAACCAGUUCUGUUCACAUUCAGGUCAUGGUAGCAGAAUUGUGAAUUUGGGAAUAGAGAAUGGAAAAAAAAGAACACCUUGGCAGGGAAUCUCCAUUCCUCACACCUUUGGUGGGGGGGGAGCAUAGCUGGCUAAAAAGCAGGCCCCCGGGCCUGAUAGAGACACACCGUGAUGUUCAGUCCCAUUUGCCUUCCCGUUAAACACCAAUGACCCUACCUGGAUGUGCUCAGACUCACGACAACAUAGUCAAUAAUUGCAUACGUCUCACCACCCACUUUGCCCAUUACACUUUCAUGAAGGCCAUUAGAAGGAACCAUCUCUGUUAACCCCUCAAAGACCCACAGAGCCCCCGAUCAGAAACAGUGACCACAUCGUGUUCCGAUGUUGGCGAUCAGCUUCCAAACAGGGCUUUGGUGGGCGUUUACCUGGAUUUCUUUUCUUAAAAAAAUUAAGUCAGCCAUUUGUAAGACCUGAAAUGUACUAGGCUUUGCCAGUGGAGAGGAGUUGGCAGCUAUUUGCCUGUAGCGUCACCCACGAGGCAUCUCUAACACUGCAGAGCCUCCUUUGGUUUGAAGCAAUUGCUAGCAGUUCUAGUGGGAGUUGGCAAUGUCCAGUAUAUUUAGGAUGGUCUCCCUGUGAAGUACCAGUCUCCUCACUUUUCUGUUGUUCCCAUGGCAGAAAAUAUUCACUCACACUCAAUGGGGAUUUCUCAAGAAUAGAAUGCCUCUGACACAUAAGCUCCCAGAUCCACAUACGGGUCUAUGUGGGUUCAGACAAAAGCAGUGAGGGAAGGGUUUGUGCUCAGUGCCCAUCCAGAUUGGCCUGUACUUCUCUGCUUCUAGAGAUCUCCUGUCACUACCUCUCUGCCAAAGGAUGAAAAUGUAGUUCCCCUGCUGUUGGUCAGGGGUGACUGUGAUAAAUACUGGCCCUUUUCUGUAAUCUCCUCUUUGACAAGCAACUAUCCACUUGAUUCUGAUGAGGCAGGGUCCCCCACCUUCAUCCUAAGCUCUCAUCUUUGCGUUGUAUGGUGAGACUAUCCAUUGAUUUUAGAGAUAGUCAGUCUCCUCUAAUUCAUGCUCACGGCACCAAGGGAAAAGGGAGUAAGCAACAUUCUACAAACACGAGGACCUGAAAGAUGCAUGGUUCAUUCCCACUUCCCGUUUUGUGAAUGGGAAAACCAAGAACCAGAGAAAUGAAGGGGCUUGGCUGCAUGUCUCCUGACAACUGGCCCAAUGCUGUUUCCACGGGUUGGACCAUGCAGACACGUGUGCGUACACACAAACACCUCCUCUAAUGUAAAUGGUGAUGCAACUGGAAUAGAUCUCAAGAGUAGUUCUUUUCCUUCCUCAUGGAAACAGGCCUGGGCUGCUGCCAUCCUGUAGUGGCCCAAAGAAACCCAGGACUCUCAAACCCAGUUUUCACUUGUGACUCAAGAGUAUUAGUGAUGUAAAAAGCAAAUAAAGCAAGCUACUCCCAUUACUUGUCCAUUUAAGACGUUUGUAAAAAGGCCCAAAGACACAGAGGCCUGAGUCCUAGAAAAAACCCAAGUUUGGGGAUAUUCAAAACUGAGAGGUAAAUGCAAACUUGCCAAUCAUUCCCAUAACUUAGCCUAUUGACAAUACUACACACAGUUGCUGCUUGGCUCAGAAAAAGUAGUGCCAUGUGUAUGACAGAAGAAAGGAUGGGACAACCACCAGCCUCCGACUAUUACUAGAGGAGUUGCCUUCUCUCCAGGAAGUGCUCCUUUGGCAGCUGUACCGAGGGAAUUAUCUGAAUCAGCUUUGCUACUGGGCUAGGAAGACUGAGUUGAAUGGAGGAAGGUUAUAGUGAAGGGCCAAACCUGAUUCCUCCCUCUUUCCUGGCUCUGCUGAAAAAGGAUGGCUCUAGAGAUAGCAAUAAAUUGACCAUUAUGUGCCCACUUACCUGAUAUGAAAUCCCAAUCUUGAUGGUCGUCAGUUUUGCCAAAGACCAGCAUUACCUAAUACAAACUUUAUAUAGUGGGAUCCCCAGGAAUAGAGUUGAUCUUACCCUAUUUCAGAUGUCACUUAACUGGGGGAAAGAGCCUCUCAGCUGUUCAAAAAACUUCAGUAAUGCACACGGCUCUGCUACCCACUGUUUUAAUGAAGAGAAGUUGAUUCAAUAAUUUAUCCAGCAAGAGAAUUCACCUUUGGCAAGACAUGUUUAUAUUGCAUGUGCUUUAUAAAAAGCUUUUUCUCAAGGCAGACACUGACCAGAACUUCUAAGAGGACUUCAUGUAGAUACAGAGUCAAUGUUAACAUCUUCAGACAGUUCCAAGGACCCCUCACAACAGGUCUCGGGAACAGUAAUUUAUAAAGAAAUGACCACAUUCCUAUCCAGAAGAAUUUGUGAUAGGACACUUAAGCCAGCAAACAGGAACACUUCAAAGUGUUAAACUGUUAAAAAGUUUGAAGCUCUAGAUUUUGAAUUGAUAGGAUUUAUCAUUUACCUUGUUAGUUGAAUUAUGUCUUAGACUGGCUUUCCUUGAAUCAAAAACCAUGUCAGAGAGUAGGCUGUCUUGACCGAAUCACUUACAGCAAUUCCUUCCACUCCUUUACUAGUACCCUCAACUACUGAAGAGCUGUUUUGUCUCUGUCCCCCAUUCUCUAUUGGACCUCAUAUUGGGCCACAGCCAGGAAAGAUCAGCACUAAGAGAGGGCUCCUCUGUUUACUUUUUGAAGGGGGAAAACCAUCAAGAAUGUCGCUUCUCACCUGAAGGGUGCACAGAUCUCACUGCCCUCACCCAACCAUGUGAACAAGUAUGGCGAGCCAACCAGCAUCCUAUGAUCAUGUGAAAGGUUCUUGUCCACAGCCCACAGUGGAUACAUCCAGAUGUCACUGUUUUGUGUUGAGAAUUUACUAAUCUAUUGUUUUCAACUGAACUACUCUUCCUCUUGUUAGAGUGCAUUUUCAUGGAGCCAUAUACACAUAUAUACACAAGUGAUGUUUCUAAAUUGUUAUCCCAUACCAAAAGUGGCAUUUUAGAAAAGAAUGGCACCCUUUCUUCAGGCGAAACCUCACUCUGUGAGAGGAACCACCUCAUACGGAGGGAGCAUGGUUUCCAAUAAUAGGUUCAAAUGUCAGAUACCUCAAUCCUCUCUGGGAUUUACUAGACCUUAUCUUCUUACGUUGAACUCCUUCCAGUGUUCCAGGUUGGGCAAACGUUCCAUCAAACUCUGGGUAAUGCUCGUUCUGCGGAUAGCUAGCUCCCUUUCACCCAAGAGGAUGAGAAGGGGGAGGGGAGAGAAUGGAUUGGUAUUGACUCAGGGACCCAUCCAAUUAUCUGUGAGGUUCGGAAGUAGAGCUUCAAUUGUUAAGGGAGUCCAACUAACCAGGUUUCUCAGGGAUUCUUGCAUGGUCCCCAGGGGUGUUUCUAGCUACUUAUCUUUGUCUAAUUUCGUUGGUAAAGUCUAUAAGAUCUCGCAGUUAAUGAGAUGAGCUUUCCUUGUCACAUUUGCUAGACUUUUUAACUUAUUGUUUCCACACCUUGGGGACAACAAGACCCAUAAGGCUUAGAGAGACUUUUUACUCUCCAGAUGAAAAUUCUGCAGCCUGCCGUAUUCUCCUUGGGAGAAGAAAUACACAGCUGGUUGAUGACUUUCAUUCUUUUGUUUGCCGCUUUGGACUCCUGUGUACCCAGGAGUGCUUAGCAGCAGUCUAGAAGCAGAUUUGUUAGGGCAUCACUUCCAGGAAUUGGCAGAGGUGGUUUUGCAUGGCUGGGAAGGCUGUCUUGGCUAAUGCGCCCCACUCUGCUCCGCGGUUCUACAGUACUCGCCCCCUCCGAGAGACCUUCUAACACUAAUAUACAUUCAUGUAAAAAGGAGUAGACAACAGAGAUGAUAGGACUGCAUCGCAUUCAGAGUGCUUAUACCCCCCUGGUAUGUUCACCAGCAGCCAGGCUGCUUUCUUUCUGACGUCUCUUCAUUCCCCAUAGACAAUGAGAUUCCUCUUCGAGAUCAGCUGUUCACUUCAACCUACCUCUCUAGUCUCUUGGCAAGCAGAUAAGGCAAGUGAUGAAAAGAAGUCACUAACCCCUCUCCUGGCCCCCAGUGACACCCUUAUUGCCAAGGUAACAACAGUAACAGUGACCACAGAAACGUUACUGAUGGUCCUGCCACCAAGUAGUCUGAUGCAAGACUUCAGUCCUUUGAGGCAUGGAACUCCUCAUCUGUCUCAAAUAAGUGUUCAUGCUAUUAUUCUUCCUCUCUGACUCUAAGAUAAAAGGCCCAUCCAAUUCUGGGGUCAUCCUACCCUGCUGGCAUUUCCCCCCUCCCAACAGGAUGUCAUUCUGACCUGAGACUGUUCCCGUUAGGU
Messenger RNA from Phyllostomus discolor (pale spear-nosed bat), 8936 nucleotides. RefSeq names its product vascular endothelial growth factor receptor kdr-like. The record is from RefSeq and is a predicted model, not a curated record. Gene Ontology annotation, biological process: positive regulation of kinase activity; multicellular organism development; cell surface receptor protein tyrosine kinase signaling pathway. Gene Ontology annotation, cellular component: signaling receptor complex. Gene Ontology annotation, molecular function: ATP binding; transmembrane receptor protein tyrosine kinase activity. The coding region runs from base 700 to 4545 and encodes 1281 amino acids. NCBI's taxonomy places the organism in Eukaryota, Metazoa, Chordata, Mammalia, Chiroptera, Phyllostomidae. The transcript has 28 exons.